This is a messenger RNA of Larimichthys crocea (large yellow croaker), 2791 nucleotides long. It is a transcript of the gene slc5a1, whose product is annotated as solute carrier family 5 member 1. The coding region runs from base 74 to 2065 and encodes 663 amino acids. The record is from RefSeq and is a predicted model, not a curated record. Gene Ontology annotation, molecular function: D-glucose:sodium symporter activity. Lineage: Eukaryota; Metazoa; Chordata; Actinopteri; Sciaenidae. Gene Ontology annotation, cellular component: plasma membrane. The transcript has 15 exons. Gene Ontology annotation, biological process: sodium ion transport; transmembrane transport.
AGGUGCUUCAGUCAGUGAGGAGCGACUCCAGCAACACUCCUGUUCUCUGGUCCUCUCUAACUCUCUCAGCAAAAUGUCUCACGAUUAUUUCGGAUUCUCCAGGAUUUUGCAUUCAGAUUUUGGAUUAAUAAGGAGCAAUGCAAGAAACACGGUGGCUCUUAACAAUGCAGCAGAUAUCUCAGUUAUUGUGGUUUACUUUGUAGUUGUCUUGGCUGUGGGAGUAUGGGCUAUGGUACGCACCAACCGAGGUACUGUGGGUGGCUUCUUUCUUGCAGGGAGGAGUAUGGUGUGGUGGCCGAUCGGAGCAUCACUCUUUGCCAGCAACAUUGGCAGUGGCCACUUUGUAGGCAUUGCUGGGACGGCUGCAGCUGCUGGAAUAGCCAUCGGUGGAUUUGAAUGGAAUGCUCUUAUAGUGGUCGUCAUUCUAGGAUGGCUCUUUGUGCCCAUCUACAUCAAAGCUGGGGUGGUCACCAUGCCGGAGUACCUGAAGAAGAGGUUUGGAGGACAGCGGAUUCGCAUUUAUCUCUCUGUGCUGUCCCUCUUCCUGUAUGUUUUCACCAAGAUCUCAGCAGACAUGUUCUCUGGAGCCAUUUUUAUCAACCAGGCUCUUGGGUUGAAUAUCUACCUUGCUGUGAUCAUGCUGCUAUUGAUUACUGCACUGUACACCGUCACAGGUGGAUUGGCUGCAGUGAUCUACACAGACACCUUACAGACCAUCAUCAUGGUUGUUGGAUCAUUCAUUCUUAUGGGCUUUGCUUUCGACAAGGUGGGAGGCUAUGAAAACUUCCAGACCAGCUACAUGGAGGCCAUCCCUUUAAACAGAACGAACAUUAGUGCGGACUGCUACGAGCCUCGGGCAGACUCCUUUCAUAUUUUUAGGGAUGCGAUUACAGGAGACUUGCCGUGGCCUGGCCUUGUGUUUGGACUUACCAUUCAGGCCACCUGGUACUGGUGCACAGAUCAGGUGAUCGUCCAGCGUUGCCUCUCAGCCAAGAAUUUGUCUCACGUUAAGGCAGGUUGUAUCUUAUGCGGCUACCUGAAGCUGCUGCCCAUGUUCCUCAUGGUUUUCCCCGGGAUGAUCAGCAGGAUCCUCUAUACUGAUGUGGUGGCAUGUGUGGAACCAGAAGAAUGUCAAAAACACUGUGGGGCCAGUGUGGGCUGCACCAACAUUGCUUAUCCCAAACUGGUGGUGGAUCUUAUGCCCAAUGGUCUGCGAGGUCUUAUGCUCUCUGUCAUGCUGGCCUCUUUGAUGAGCUCACUUACCUCCAUUUUUAACAGUGCCAGUACUCUCUUCACAAUGGACAUCUACACUAAGAUUCGCCGCUCAGCCAGUGAGAGGGAACUCAUGAUUGCCGGCAGAUUGUUUAUCUUGGCCCUGAUUGGUGUGAGCAUCGCAUGGAUCCCUGUGGUGCAGUCAGCCCAGAGUGGUCAGCUCUUUGACUACAUCCAGUCCAUUACCAGCUACCUCACACCACCCAUUGCAGCUGUCUUCAUGCUUGCCAUCUUUUGCAAACGUGUCAAUGAGUCUGGUGCAUUUUAUGGUCUCAUGAUUGGCCUGUUAAUCGGCCUGUCCAGGAUGAUUUCUGAGUUUGCCUAUGGGACAGGCAGCUGUGUUCAGCCCAGUAACUGUCCCACCAUCAUAUGUGGAGUCCACUACCUCUACUUCUCCAUCAUCCUGUUUGUCAUCUCCUGUGUCAUCAUCCUGGCAGUCUCUCUCAUGACCAAACCCAUCGAAGAUAAGCACUUGUAUCGACUGUGCUGGAGCCUGAGGAACUGUACAGAGCAGAGGGUGGACCUUGAACAAGACGACUGGGUUAACAACCAAGAUUCCAACACUAUGGACAUAGACGAACCAGAGGAGGAGCCAGGCUUCUGCAAAAAGGCAGUGAUGUGCUUCUGCGGCCUGGAGCAGAAAAGUGCUCCUCCGCUAAGUGAGGAAGAGCAAGCGGAGCUGGAGAAGAAGCUCACAGACACCUCAGAGCUUCCUCUAUGGAGGAAUGUGGUCAACGCCAACGCCGUCAUCCUCCUGUGUGUGGCUGUUUUCUGCCAUGGUUUUUUCGCUUAAAUAAACUCGACUGACUCCAAUUGCUCUCGGAUACUGUAAUCUAUAUUUGAGUGGAUCGGAUGGACAUGAUUUUAUAUUCAUUUAAUUUAUGACCACAUGAACUGCUGCACCCUUUUCUCUAAAAUAAGUUAAUGCAGACUCUCCUACAAGUUUGGAAGAUCAGUUGGAAGGUUGGUUGCAAUCUGCAGCUUCACUGCUAGAUGCCACUAAAUCCUACACACUGGACCUUUAAUUCACAUUACACCUAAAACAUUAACGUUAAUAUUGUGCGUAAAUAUUCACAUGUAUUGAAUUGCACAGUUGUCUCUCCUCGUCUUUAUUGUUGCUUUUAUGACUGCAACUGUCUACGUAAAUUAGGAUGACUCAUGGAUGACUUGGGCGUCACCUGAAAAGAGCCACAGGUCUUUAUUCAUGUGAACUUGUUUAGAUAAUCAGAAUGUUUUUAGUUUUGGCAGUAAUGCUGUAAUGUUUGAUCAUGAUGAUGUCCAUUCUUAUUUAAUUCUCAACACUGGAAAUAUAGAUGCAUCUUUAUUGUCUAAUGGACUUUCUAGUUUACAUGUGAGUGAAUGUAUAUGAAUUGUUUUUAAUUCAGGAUGCUGCCUUUAAUCAUAAAAAAUAGAGAUCACGUGAUAUGUUAUGAGAAUUUUUAAGGAAGAACCCUUGAAUAAGGAGGACUGGAUCCGGAGUAUCAAAGUUUAAGUUGAAUUUAUUAUUCUUGUACAAGAA